AUUUAUCCGUUUAAAUGUUCAAUUCAUCAUUGGGGUGUUAUAUCAACAGAAAGUAGAGAAAUUACAUUGGGAAUUAUUGAGGAUAGGAUAAUAAAAAAUAUCUUCUUUUUCAUUAUAAGAGAAACGCCUGUCUCACAAACAGUGGCAAAUGAUAACUCGCAUCUGGAAUUCAAUUUAGCUCAUGAGGCCCAUUUAUGUGCUCUACUUGUUAUAGUUGAUGAUAAGUGAUGAUAACUUUAUAUGAGCACUAACUCUUGGGAAUAAAACAAUCCCGUGCCACUCAAGUCCUAUCUUUGAAGAAUUGGAUUAAAAAGAUCCGACUGUCACUUGUUUUUCUCGGCAAUGUUUAUCACGGCGUCUAUUGUCAGGUGUUUGUUUACGUGGUGUGACAGGAAGGAAGGGCGGUUCCACUAUAGGUCUAGUCAUGCCCUUUUUAUUACGUUGACAGUGCAUGGAUUACUCACUUAAGAUAUGUUUUACCAAGAUCUUGAGCCGGAAGAGCGGGAUCAUGCACUGGGAGAGGAGAUACGGCCUGAGACGAGGGCGAGAGCCUACUCCUCGGGACCCUCGAGAAAUAAGGGAAGUGCAGCUGUCGAGAGUAAGAGGCCCAAGAGCUGGUCGAGAGGGAGUGACAGCCUUACAGACAUUGAGGAAAAGGACGAAAGUAAAGAGAAAAAUCCGAGGAAGGGAUAUAAUUUAUCAGGAUAUCUGUACAAGCAUCCUAGUUCAAGCAAGAGGCAUGUCCCAGGACUGAGGAGCCUGACAGGCUCUUCCAUCAAGAAGCGUUGGUUUGUUUAUUCGGAUCGUGUGUGUAAAUUGUACUAUUAUAAGCAGAAGAAUGAUUCUGAACCCAUCGGCACAAUUGAUAUUGCUCUGGCAACUUUCUUCUUUGAUCCAGAGUCGAAAAAUGAAGGGCUCUUCACAAUCAGAUGUGCCAAUGAUGAAUGGGUAUUAGAAGCCUCUUCAGCUCAGGGAAGAAUGUAUUGGAUCCAGCAGUUGCAAGCUGCGAGAAGAGAAUUUAGCCAAAGACGCACAACAGCUGCUACUUGCCGUUCGCCUAAUGCUAGUCAACCAGAAAUGGGCUUGCUCCACGACAACCAGCUGAAGAGCCCCGAUCCCCCUCCAGACCCUCACUCAGACCUAAUGAAGCCCGUGUCCAAACCAAGCGACACGGAGAAGGACAGUCUGCCCCCCAAGCACCCGUCAGCCCUCUUGGAUGCACGGCUUGCUCUCUCCAAUCUCCUGCCAAAUACUCAGAAAAAGAUAUUUAGGACAAACAGUGAAUCCCCCAAGUCCCCAACAAGUCCCCUGGCAGUGCGUCACAGUCCAGUAAGUUCGCCCUCGGAAGACCUGAGCUUUGGUAAUUUAGGAAAGAGGCUGCGAAGUUCAAUAAAGGCUCGGCGCUCGACAUCUUUCGAGGGAAAAGAUGGGAAUGAUAUUGCUAAUCUUCAUAAUGCCAGAGUUGUAUGUAGGAAAUGUGAAGAGCUUCAGGGAAAAUUGAAUUCAGCAAAAGAAGACUUAGUUGCAACACAAGAUGAGUACCAAGCAUCACGUGAAGUUAUUGAUCUCCUUCAGAAAGAACUUGAUGCAAUACAACAGGAGAAAGCAACUCUCAUUACUUUAGACAGAAGUGACUUGACAGACACCCAUGUCUUAGAGAUUCUCCGUGGCAAGGACCACCACAUCGUCAACCUGGAACACAACAACCAAAAGCUCACCAAUGAUAUCGCCAGGCUCAAUGAACAGCUCUCUGAUGCUCAAUCUCACAAUGAGCAUCUCAGUGAAAAGUUGUCUAUGUUGUACUGUCUCAUAGAGGCAAAGGACAAAGCCAUAGUGAACCUGACUCAUCAAGUGGAUGAAAAUACCUCAAAUGUCCGUCCAGUGUCACUCCCUCCAAGUUUAACUUUUACCAACCAUGAGACAACCACAAGGGGCACACAGACAUCUUCACAGCAAGAAGAUGCACUCAAAGAUGCACUUGAAGCCUAUCGAUGCCAGAACACUUUCUUAAACAAGGAGAUUCUCGAGCUCAACCUUCUGAGGAAACACUGUUCAGAGAGAGAGCAGAAGCUUAUCACUGAAUCUAGUGAAUGGGAAGCCAAAUUCUACCAGAUCCAGAGCAAGUACCUUCUGCUGCUAAAUGAACUUCACUCACCCCAAACCAGCCAGCAUGACCCAUCCAUUGUUUCGCAGCUGCUGCAAGAUGUAGUCGAAGCACAUGGUUCCCCUGACCUUAGAGUGAUACACAACAAAGGGCGGGAGUAUGAUGAGUAUGGAUUCUGCAUCACAGCCCCGGGUGAGGGAAGCUUGCAGUCAAGAGCGAACUAUCUCCAAAAGCAAUCUCAGGCCUUAGCCAACCAAGUUCAGCAAAAUGGGAGCUCUUGGGAAGAGAAAUGGGAAAGUUUCUUGGCAGGGACGAGUGCAAAGGAGCUGCCAUCGUGCACAGAUCUCAAGUACCUUAUAAGGGGAGGUAUUCCCUAUCAGUAUAAGGGGAAGGUAUGGCGCCUGCUGAUUGAGUGCCAUGUCUCACGUCUAAAAGCUGCUGUCCCAUCCAACUAUUACCAAGAUCUGCUCGCAAGAAGAACGGUGACAGCAACGCUGGAUCCAGCAGCCAAGCAGAUUGAAUUGGACUUGCUUCGCACAUUGCCAAAUAACCGUCACUAUGAGACUUACCACUCCGACGGUAUAGCCAGACUGAGGCGAGUCUUAUUAGCUUUCUCAAGACAUAAUCCUCAAGUUGGUUAUUGCCAGGGUCUCAAUCGUCUUGCUGCCAUAGCUUUAUUGUUCCUGAAUGAAGAAGAUGCCUUUUGGUGCCUGAUCUACAUUGUUGAUUUUCUUAUGCCACCUGACUAUUACAACAGGAAUCUUUUGGGUUCCUUAGUUGAUCAGAGAGUUUUAAAGGACCUCGUUGCAGAGAAGUUGCCUCGUCUUCAUGCCCACUUGGAGCAGCAUGGAUUAGACAUCUCGCUCUUCACCUUUAAUUGGUUCUUGUGUGUUUACAUUGACACCAUUCCUCCCAUAACCUACCUCACAAUAUGGGACUCUUUCCUCUACGAAGGUUCAAAGGUUCUGUUCCGUUAUGCAUUAGCCAUAUUCAAGCUAUGUGAAGAUGGAGUUAUGGAGAGAUGCGACUACAUGGAGAUAUUUUCCUACCUGCGUUCUGUCCCAGAGCCCAUCACAGACAUCCCCAGACUACAGGAGGCGGCCUUCCACUGGGUGAAUCCUCUCUCCAUGAGGUACCUCCGCAACAGACGCGCACAUCAUACCAACAUUGUAAAGGCCGAGUUUUGCAAGGAAGAGGUAGUGUGGAGGAGCUAUUACAGUGCCAAGGGAAAGAUUAACCGCCAGGCCAGGGUCCUUGAGGCGCCUACCCCAUCGCUGUCCCUGGAGGCCGAGCUGGAGGAGGUUGAGGUGGUCAGGAGGAGCUACCACAAUGCCAAGGCGAAGAAUAACCGCAAAGCCCAGAUCCUGGAGGCGCCCUGCACCGCCACCAGCCCGUCGCCGAUGUCCUCCGAGGACGAGCAGUCGGGCGAGGACAACGCAGAGGAACCCGAAGGCAAGCAGGGGGAAGGGACGUCGCAGACGGAAGAAAAUCUCGACGCCGGUUUGGUCGGAGAUCUCCCUGAGGAUAAGGACGUCUCGGAGGCGUGUGAGCGAGUCGAGAAAUUGGACUUGGAGGAGGGCGAGCCGGAGACUGUAACGGAAAGGCUGUAAAGUGGAGAUUCGUAGACAUCUGUGCAGUAUUACGAGAGAUUAAUUGGUAACCAUUUUCUUCCAUGGUGUAAUGAGAUUAUAAUGUAGACCGGUGUGCUUUAAUCAAGUUGGAUGUCCCUCUGGAACAAUGACAGUUUCCUGCAUUUAUUUUCAACUUAGGAUUUCAGUAACUUACCAGGUCAUGUGGUAUAGGUCAUCAAUUUUAGAGAUAUCACAGGAGUACUUUGUAAAUGACCAUUAUAAAAUUAUGUAGACGUGUGAGCCAUCCCACAAUAACAAAAUCUGAACAUUCUAAGAUACUAGUCCUAACAUAAUUAAAAAGCUGAUUUGCAUUCCUCAGUGGUGCUGCUUGUGCCUCCAGUACGUUAGUAGGUAUUUAUUAUUUAAGUGGGUGCCGUGGGACAAAACGUCGUAGUGUAUGUAUGAGUAUCUCUCUGUAUGAGAGAGAGAGAGAGAGAGAGAGAGAGAGAGAGAGAGAGAGAGAGAGAGAGAGAGAGAGAGAGAGAGAGAGAG
Molecule: messenger RNA, 4227 nt
Organism: Penaeus chinensis
Lineage: Eukaryota; Metazoa; Arthropoda; Malacostraca; Decapoda; Penaeidae
Product: TBC1 domain family member 2B-like
Exons: 18
Coding region: 472-3714 (1080 amino acids)
Source: RefSeq, a predicted model, not a curated record